This is a messenger RNA of Lactuca virosa, 462 nucleotides long. The record is from the annotation of a GenBank genome assembly. NCBI's taxonomy places the organism in Eukaryota, Viridiplantae, Streptophyta, Magnoliopsida, Asterales, Asteraceae.
AUGGCGAGUGGACGGAGGUUCAUCGGGAAGUCAAAGCCCUCACAACACAACACAGAGCACAUACACGUAACUUCAUACUACGUCUCAAACCUUCCAUUUGGAAUCAAGAAAUUCAAAAUAACAAAGGAGUUUGAAAUUUUUGGGAAGGUGGUAGACAUAUACAUCGGUGGGAAGAAAGAUAAAACUGGUUCUAUCUUUGCUUUCGUAAGAUUUGAAGGAGUAAGGGACGCAAAAACACUGAAGAAGGAAAUGUCAAGAGUCAGAUGCCACUAUAUACUCAAAGUUAACAUCGCCAGAUACCAAAAACAGUCCAAACCCAAUAUUGGUUUUGAGGCGAUGCGGAGACCGCCGCCUCCUCCCUCCCCCCCCCCCCCCCCCCUACACACCUACAACAUCCCAAACCCUAUGUGUUUUGUGGUCACAGAUCAUACACAGAAGCAGUGGCAGCUGAAGGUCGCCUAG